GCUAUUUGUACGGAACUUGCUAUACAGUACUCUUGUAUCUAAAAAGAAAUCUCCUCGCACCAGAUGUGAAUAUAGUGAAAGUAGUGAGUUCAAGAAUCAACGACACGGUAUAGUCCAGUCGACAUGUGAAUUUGGAAUGGUAAAUUACAUAAAUGCCACAAAGAAAUAGCUUCAGAACAAAAUUACAUAAAUUCCUAAAUUUUGACCCGAGAAGAAAAGUCCUGGACUAUACCGCAUCAAUUUCUCCAAAUCGAUGUUAGUAGUAGAAAGGGGUGAAAGUAAAUUGCGCGUGCGUAAACCAAAUCCGUCCGAAAAUUGUUGGGCUAUCAACAAUUGCACCGCGACCCGUGUGAUAAUCAAAUAGUUUAAACAAUUCGCGGGUAUUAUCACAUCCAGUGUAUUAUUUUCUAUCGGCGACAAUGGAGAAGGAAACACCAACAAAUUUCUGCCUUCUUAAUAAAAUUGCCUUAGUAUGUGCCUUUAUUGUCGGAAUUCAAGUAACCAGGAUGGUGUUUAAAUUUUUGUACGAUAAUUUCUUAUCUACUUUCCUGCAGAUUAACGCCGUAAAUUUAUCAGAAACAGGAAAAUGGGCAGUUAUAACUGGGGCCACAGACGGCAUCGGCAAAGCAUUUGCUGAAGUCUUAGCAAAGAAAGGAUUAAAUAUAGUGCUAAUUAGUAGGACUCAAUCCAAGCUUGAAGAUGUCGCUAAAGAAUUGGGUCAAAAGUAUAAAGUGGAAUUCAUGAUUCUUGUCGCUGAUUUCACAGACACCGAUCAGAUUUAUAGCGACAUCGAAAAGAAAUUGACUGGUCUGGAUAUUGGUGUUCUAAUCAACAACGUCGGCAUGAGCUACAAUCACCCAGAAUACUUUUUAGAUGUAAAAGAAAAAGACAAAUUCUUUGUAAACCUUAUCAACUGCAACAUUUUCUCUGUUACAAACAUGUGCAAGAUUGUAAUGCCCGGAAUGGUAGAACGAAGAAGAGGAGUAGUUGUCAAUAUUUCUUCCACGGCAGCUCAAAUCCCCAACCCUUUGCUAACUGUAUACGCUGCGUCAAAAGCGUACGUGGUUAAGUUCUCUGAAGACCUUGCUUCGGAGUACGCUAAAUUUGGCAUUACUGUACAGUGCUUAUUGCCAGGUUAUGUGGCUACCAAUAUGUCAAAGAUAAGGAGUUCAACUUGGAUGGCUCCUUCUCCAAUAGGCUAUGUUACAGAAGCCGUAAAAACUAUCGGAGUUAAAGAAAAAACGACUGGAUACUUUCCCCAUACCUUAUUAGUGUCAUUCCUUAAUACCUUAGACUGCAUAUCACCAAAACUAUCACGGUGGGUGAUCUUCAGAACCAUGACCAAUAUAAGAAAGAGGGCUUUAAGAAGAGCAGUACAGUAAUGUGAGAACAUUGUGAACAUUAGGUAAUAAAGAAUUGGAUAUAUUGUUGCCAGCAAAUUGUUGCAGAAUCCUUAACUGAAGCCUAUUACAAAGUCAUUUGUAUUUGAGUCGUGUCGUUAAGUUUCCUGCACAGAUAGAAAGUAAUAAAUGUUAAUCUAUUGUACGUUUAAUUUAUUACACCUCAUAUUCAGUAUGUUUAAAUCUCGAAAUUUAAAGACACCACUCAAAUACAAAUGACUUUGUAAUAAGCUUAAGGUUUCUGCACUAAUUUGUUAGCAACUAUACAUCUUAUAUUACGUAGCAGAGGAUGUUUCGAAUUCAUGUUACAAAUUUUAUUUAUUUAUAAAAAAAUAUUCUGGAGAUUUGACAGUUGCUGUAGUAACGUAAAAAUCUGCAAAUAUUAGUCAAUAGAUUUUUAUUUUACAUUUAGAAAAUAUUGGGUCCCAGUUUUUUGUAUACACUUAAUAUUAUUAGGCUCUAUAAUUAAUAUUAAAACUCUGGACCUCAUAUUUCAAUGUAAAAUCAAACUGUAACAUAAAUAUUACCAAAAUAAAGAUUUUAUCGUAUUUUUUAGACAAAGUGAUACCCUUUCAGAUUAAGUCAUUAAUAUCGAAUGAAUCUAUUCCUUGCCUUUAGGAAUCUAUGUUCUCAUCAAAUUAAGAUGUGAAUUGUAUUGUAAAAUAUUUCUGUUUAAAUUGUUGUUUGUUAUAUUAUUUAUAUUGUUAUACAUAAUUGAAUAAAAUAAUUUAAGUACUA
Molecule: messenger RNA, 2138 nt
Organism: Diabrotica virgifera virgifera (western corn rootworm)
Lineage: Eukaryota; Metazoa; Arthropoda; Insecta; Coleoptera; Chrysomelidae
Gene: spidey
Product: very-long-chain 3-oxoacyl-CoA reductase
Exons: 4
Coding region: 420-1382 (320 amino acids)
Cellular component (GO): endoplasmic reticulum
Molecular function (GO): oxidoreductase activity
Source: RefSeq, a predicted model, not a curated record